UAUUCUGUUUAUGGAGAAGAAAUAGAGACAUCAAAGACAGAAAGAUAAUUCAAAACAACAAGAAGAAGACAAAAGAUCUUACAUUUCUAGCAAUAUAAUGGAGGUUCUCUUGAAGUUGCCCGCUUCAGAUUCUCCUCUUAAGGAUAAGGUUUUUGGAUCUGCUAAGGGUGAUGGUGAUCAUCAAGAACUUGAAUCUGCCAAGGCCGAGAUGAGCGAGGUGAAGGAAGAGAACGAGAAGCUUAAAGGGAUGCUGGAACGAAUUGAAAGUGAUUACAAAACUCUCAAACUCAGAUUCUUCGACAUAAUUCAACAAGAACCUUCAGACAACCCAACUCAAAACCAAAAUCAUCCCAAGCCAACAACAACAGAUUUGAGCUCUUUUGAUCAAGAACGCGAGCUUGUAUCACUUUCACUCGGGAGAAGAAGUUCUUCCCCAAGUGAUAGCAUCCCCAAAAAGGAAGAGAAAGACGCAAAGAGCGCAGAAUUCAACGCUGACAAAGAGUUGACCAAGGCCGGUUUGACCUUAGGGAUCAAUAACGUCGACGGCCGUGAAUCAAACGUGAGUUUAUCUAUGGAGAACACGGCCAAUUCUAGCCUAGAAAACAGCACAGAAGAAGCUCCUGGAGAAACCUGGCCGCCAAGUAAAGUUACCGGAAAGAGAAGCUCUCCGGCACCAGCCUCCGGUGGCGAUGUUGAAGGUGAGACCGGUCAACAAAACCAUGUUAAGAGAGCUAGAGUUUGUGUUAGAGCAAGAUGUGACACACCAACGAUGAAUGAUGGUUGUCAAUGGAGAAAAUAUGGACAAAAGAUUGCAAAAGGAAACCCAUGUCCACGAGCAUAUUAUCGCUGCACGGUUGCACCUGGAUGUCCCGUCAGAAAACAGGUCCAAAGAUGUGCAGAUGACAUGUCCAUACUAAUCACAACCUAUGAAGGAACACACAGCCACCCUCUUCCACUCUCAGCCACCACAAUGGCCUCCACCACCUCAGCCGCCGCUUCCAUGCUCCUCUCCGGCUCCUCCUCCUCAUCAGCCGCCGAAAUGAUAGGAAACAACCUAUACGAUAAUUCAAGAUUCAACAACAGCAACAAAUCCUUCUAUUCACCCACCCUUCACUCCCCAUUACAUCCCACCGUCACUCUAGACCUCACCGCCCCACAACAUCCAUCUUCUUCUUCAUUGCCUUCUUUAAAUUUCAACAAGUUCUCAAACUCUUUCCAAAGAUUCCCAUCCACAAGCCUAAAUUUCUCGUCUAAUGCAUCGUCAUCAUCAACCUCGUCUAAUCUUAACCUACCGGCGAUUUGGGGUAAUGGGUAUUCUUCUUACACUCCAUAUCCUUACAAUAACGUCCAGUUUGGGACGUCCAACCUAGGAAAAACAGUCCAAAACAGCCAGUCCUUAACAGAAACCCUAACAAAAGCGCUUACUUCCGACCCAAGUUUCCACUCGGUGAUCGCAGCAGCGAUCUCAACUAUGGUGGGAUCCAACGGGGAACAACAGGUCGCUGGUCCACGGAAUUCCAUUCAACAAACCACCACGGCGAAUAAUAACAAAGGAUGUGGAGGCUAUUUUAGCAGCUUAUUGAUGUCUAACAUAAUGGCCAGUAAUCAAACGGGUGCGUCUUUGGACCAACCAUCGUCGCAACUUCCUCCCUUCUCUAUGUUCAAGAAUUCUUCUUCGUCGUCUUCUACGACUAGUUUCGUGAACAAGGAAGAGAAAAGCUAGAGGUUAUUCCUAUUUUUCUUCAUUUUUGGGGUGAUUUUUUUUUUAUUAUAGGUGUUUUAGUAUUGUAUCAAAAGAUGUUGAUUCUUGUUCGUCCAUCUCUCGAACGUGUUUAUUUUUUCUUUUCAAGUUAGGAAACUGUGGAACCGAAUUCAAAUAAACCAAAAUUAAAUGUACAAUUUUAAUGUUUUCUUGUGUA
Camelina sativa (false flax) is the source of this 1919-nucleotide messenger RNA. Its product is annotated as putative WRKY transcription factor 72. Gene Ontology annotation, molecular function: DNA-binding transcription factor activity; sequence-specific DNA binding. Gene Ontology annotation, biological process: regulation of DNA-templated transcription. The record is from RefSeq and is a predicted model, not a curated record. Lineage: Eukaryota; Viridiplantae; Streptophyta; Magnoliopsida; Brassicales; Brassicaceae.